This is a messenger RNA of Tribolium madens (black flour beetle), 750 nucleotides long. RefSeq lists its product as uncharacterized. The record is from RefSeq and is a predicted model, not a curated record. The transcript has 3 exons. Lineage: Eukaryota; Metazoa; Arthropoda; Insecta; Coleoptera; Tenebrionidae. The coding region runs from base 34 to 609 and encodes 191 amino acids.
CGAUCAACAAGAGUAAUUCUGAUUAGUAGCAAAAUGUCUCUCACUUACUUACUUCUGAUAUUUUUAAAAUUAUUAACAGUUGGUAGUGACAAAUGGGACUGUGCUGAUUAUUACUGGAGAGACUACCAUGGUGUGAUCCCCGACGAUGCAAUCCCAGCAGGCAAAGACACUCACGGUAACACCCUAUAUAUCGGUUUGGCAUACAUCAGAGGUUACGAAUUGCUCCCAGGAACAAUUUUACCCGAUGAAAAAGUCGCUCGCACGACAGCUUAUGCAUACGUUUUCAAUACAAAAGAUAAUGUGAAAAUUCUUUGCAGUCCAUACCCAGAAGCUUUCGAGUGGAUUUCUACUGAAAGUAAAGACUUACACAAGUAUCAAAACUAUAAUUUGAUUCCUGGUGGCAGUGAAGUCGGCGAAAAUCUGCAUAUUGGAAGAGUUUUUCGCGAUAAUAAUGUAAUAAUAGGAAAGAUUUUUAAACACGAACGGACAAAUAGAGGAAUCUGGUUUCCUUUAAAUAACAAACCUGCUAAUUCCUUAUCGUAUCAAAUUCUUAAUUAUAAUUGUAGUAGUGCUAAUCCUAAAAUUGAUCCAAGAGUUAAAAUAGAAUAAAUCAAGCUUUGUUUACAUGUCCUUGACUUAUUUUAGAUUAUCUUAUCAGAACAAGUAAAUAAAAAUCUAUCAAUAAUUUUUCGCUUUUAAAAGCUACAGUUUAUGUUGGCUGUAGUUGUAGUAAAGAGUUUUUUUUUUAUU